GAAGUUAUUUAAAGACGACAACUACCAGCUGAUGCGUUUGUCUGCCAGGCUGUGGGACGAGGAAGCAGCAGUGGGGAUGCAAACUUUUCAGCAGCACAACUUUAUCUGAAGUUUAUGGUGUCGUUAAGUCUUCCCAAUCAAAAUGUACACCUGUUUCGGUGUCUGGCUUCUCCUUCUGCUGCUUCAUUCCGUGGCUUUUACUGAUGUUGCAGGGAGAGAGAGGAGAAAUGUCCUUUUCAUCAUGGCAGAUGAUUUGCGGACGUCAUUGGGCUGCUACGGAGACGCUGUGGCCAAAACCCCAAACAUCGACCAACUGGCAUCCAAAAGCCAGGUUUUUCUUAAUGCAUACGCACAGCAAGCGGUGUGCGCUCCCAGUCGUACGUCCAUGUUGACCAGUCGCAGACCGGACACCACCAGGCUCUACGACUUCAACUCGUACUGGAGGAGCCAUUCUGGGAACUACACCACCCUGCCGCAGUACUUCAAAUCUAGAGGGUACCACACCAUGUCUGUGGGCAAGGUAUUUCACCCAGGCAUUGCCUCAAACCACUCUGAUGACUACCCCUACAGCUGGUCCACUCCUGCCUACCACCCACCUUCAUUUAGAUACGAGAAAGAAAAGAUGUGCAAAGGAGAGGAUGGAAAACUCCACGCCAACCUGCUGUGUGCGGUGAGUGUGGCGGAGCAGCCCGGAGGAACCCUCCCCGACAUGGAGAGCACAGACGAGGCCGUGAGGCUACUGAAGAGUCGGGUCCACGACGACGUCCCUUUCUUCUUGGCUGUGGGCUUCCACAAACCGCACAUUCCCUUCAGGAUACCCCAGGAGUACCUGAGUCUGUAUCCCAUUGGAGAAAUGAGUCUGGCCCCGGACCCUGAUGUCCCCACACGGCUUCCACCCGUGGCCUACAACCCCUGGGCGGACGUGAGGAGGAGAGACGACGUCCAGAAGCUCAACAUCAGCUUCCCCUACGGGCCGAUCCCUAAAGACUUCCAGCUGCGUAUCCGUCAGCACUACUACGCCGCCGUGUCCUACGUGGACGCUCAGGUCGGGCGGCUGCUCGCUGCCCUGGACGAGCUGAGGCUGGCUGACAGCACCGUGGUGGUGUUCUGCUCUGACCACGGGUGGUCGUUAGGAGAACAUGGCGAAUGGGCUAAAUAUUCAAAUUUUGACGUCUCAACGCGUGUCCCCCUCAUUUUCUACGUUCCUUGGGUCACCACCUGGAGAAAUUGGCUGCAAAAUUCUACUUUUCCCUUUAUUGAUGUCCUCACCCAGCCAGAGCGCCGCUUUAAGAUCUCUCCUCCAGAGGACAAAGUUAUCAGAAACGUGGUGGAGCUGGUGAACGUUUUUCCGACACUCUCCUACCUGGCUGGCCUCAAAGCACCCAAACCUUGUCCUGACAUCUCCUUCCAGGAGGAGCUGUGUACGGAAGGAGAGAACAUGGCCUACACCUUCCGACACCAGGAACAAAGGCAGAACGAGGAAGCCAUCGCUUUUAGCCAGUACCCUCGACCCGCCGACACACCGCAGGUCAACUCUGACCUCCCCGACCUCAAAGACAUAAAGACCAUGGGCUACUCUCUGCGCUCCUGGGACUAUAGAUACACCCUGUGGCUGGGGUUCGACCCUACAACAUUUCGGGUGAACGUGUCGGAUGUCCAUGCUGGGGAGCUUUACAUGUUAGCGGACGACCCCGGCCAGGACAGGAACAUCUACAGUGACUUUGACCACAGUGGGAUGAUGGGAAAGAUGGCACGUCUGCCUGGGACUGCGAGUGUGCAGAGGAGAAUGAGGCUGCAGCUCCUCUACCUCUCAGCGGGGGGGGCAACGAGAAGAGGGAAGGCGUGAUGACGGGACUGAAACCACAACAGAUGGACAGAUGGAGACGAGUACAAAGGGAAGAUGGAUGGAUGGAUAAACUCUCCAGAAAGGGAGAACGCCUUGAAUAUUUUUUCUAAUAUAACACAUACUUGAUUUAGUAUUAUGUGGAAUCACUGUUAAUCUUUCAGGCUCAGUCCCUCAGGCUAAUGUUCCUUGUGAAGAACUCAUUGGCAGGCAGAUCUGGGCUCAUCAGAGUGGAAGUGAAAACGGAAGCGUUUAUGCCGGGAGUUUUUUUUUAUUAACAAAGGGAAAUGGAAAACUCUGAUUGGUUGAUCUCACUGCUGCUAAAAGCGAGGUCCAGUGCGUUUGUCCCCUUUUAACUCACUGUUUCAUACUUUGUUUUCAUACCGACUGAACAAAGGAUAUUUAACAUGUGCUUAAGGUGCUCAUGCUAAGCUAAUGUCAAGGACAGCUGGCUCAUUGUAGCGUAAAGAAAUCCAAUGGGCUAUUUUCAACUCUUCAACCCGUAACACUGACUCCUGCAGCUCACCGUGGAACCCUUUGUUCUGAUCAACUUUACCCAGAAGCAUGAACUCUGAUUGGCUUUAAUGGUGGCGCCUGCAAAGUAAUAUUGUUCUAUUGGUCCUCCAUCUCUCACAUGGAGUCUGUCGCUCCACUCCUGAACCGCUAAAAGGGGGCUCGCACACUUUAGCGCUGUCGUGUUGAAGAAUAUGACAUUUCUGUAUGCACUCGAUGUCACUCGCGGCUGUUUGCCUCCCUCCCUGUAAAGCAGUCGGUGUUGAAUAUGCGGACCCAGA
Messenger RNA from Pungitius pungitius (ninespine stickleback), 2637 nucleotides. RefSeq names its product iduronate 2-sulfatase (gene ids). Gene Ontology annotation, cellular component: cytoplasm. The transcript is spliced from 13 exons. Lineage: Eukaryota; Metazoa; Chordata; Actinopteri; Perciformes; Gasterosteidae. The coding region runs from base 143 to 1846 and encodes 567 amino acids. The record is from RefSeq and is a predicted model, not a curated record. Gene Ontology annotation, molecular function: iduronate-2-sulfatase activity.